AUGGGCAGUCUUCCAGCGGCGCGCGUGACCGCAUGUCGACCCUUCAGCCAUGUCGGAGUUGACUAUGCCGGUCCCAUUCUAGUGCGAUGCAGCAAUACCCGCGGAGAACGUUGCUCGAAGGGAUACAUCGUCGUAUUUGUCUGCCUCUCGAGCAAGGCGGUUCACCUCGAGGUUGCAGGUGACCUCUCAACUGAUACAUUUUUGGGAGCUUUCAAGCGAAUGAUUUCUCGACGAGGUUACUGCAACGAGAUAUGGUCGGAUAAUGGGACGAACCUGGUCGGUGCCGACCGGCAACUGACGGAGAUCUACGAAGCAACGCAGACUCACAGUAAGAAAACUGAACCGUACUUCAGCAACCUUGGCAUCCGCUGGAGGUUCAUUCCGCCAUCCAGUCCGCAUCAGGGUGGCUUCUGGGAAGCGGCCGUUAAGAGCGCAAAGGAGCUUUUGAGACCGGUCGUUGGCAACGAAAAGCUCACGUUCGAAAAGUUGUCGACUGUACUCUGCCAAAUUGAAGCGUGUCUCAAUUCGAGGCCACUGUAUCCUAUCUCCACAUCGCCGGACAGCUUCGAGGCCCUCACGCCGGGGCAUUUCUUGGUGGAUCAACCUCUGAACCUGCUACCGGAACCCGACAUUGGACAUCUGAAAGUAAACCAACUGGAUAAUUGGGAGAAGGUACAACGAAUCACAGCUGAGUUUUGGAACCGUUGGCGCAAUGAGUAUAUUGCUACACUGCAGCCACGUGGUAAGUGGAGAAAUCGUCGAGACAACAUCAAGCCGGACGAGCUCGUUCUGGUGAAAAGUGACAACACCCCACCGUCCGCCUGGGAACUGGCCCGGGUUGUAGCUGUUCAUCCAGACAAGCAUGGUUUGGUGCGCACUGUCACGCUCCGCCGAGGAAGAUCCGAAUACCAGCGUCCAGUGCAGUAG
Messenger RNA from Aedes albopictus (Asian tiger mosquito), 927 nucleotides. RefSeq lists its product as uncharacterized. NCBI's taxonomy places the organism in Eukaryota, Metazoa, Arthropoda, Insecta, Diptera, Culicidae. Bases 1 to 927 code for a protein of 308 amino acids. The transcript has a single exon. The record is from RefSeq and is a predicted model, not a curated record. Gene Ontology annotation, molecular function: nucleic acid binding. Gene Ontology annotation, biological process: DNA integration.